CGGGCGCUGGGGCUAUUCGCCAACCGGUGCGGACUCAGGUUCGCCCCAACUCCGGACCUGGGCCGCGGGGCUCUCGGGCGCUGUUCCCGGCCCCGCGCGGACUUCGGAACUGGCACCGGGACUGACAGGCGCCGCAACCCCAGCGCGUCUCCGCCGGACCGGAGCCGGGCAGGCCUGUCCCCUGCGAGAAUGCGGGCCCAGGCGGCCCUGGACGCGCCCCCGAGCGAGAGGUUCCUUCCCCAGGACCCCGCGGCUUCCCGGGACCUGGACGCGGCGCGGCCGACGCGUAGGAGCGCCGUGGAGAGGCUGGCGGCAGACCGCGCCAAGUACCUGCGGGGCCGGCCGGGGGCCGGCCGGGGCUCAGCUCCCGAGGACAGCGGCCCCGGGGCGAUCAAGGAGCAGGGCCACGACCCCGGGCCUCCGGCCCGCGCUCCGGGUCCGGUGUUGCGCAGGGCUAUUGCGCGGAAGCCGCUGAGGCCAGACUCGCUGGUCAUCUACCGGCAGAAAUGCGAAUUCGUGCGAGGACCGGGCGCCGACGGCUCCAGGGCGAGCCUGGUGAAGAAGCUUUUCCAGGGGCCGGGCAAGGACAAGGCGCCGGGACCCCCGGAGACGCCCCGGCUGGGAGAGGAGGGCAAGGCCGGGGACGGGGAGGCCGCCCCGAGCAAGCUCGGCCCCGCGGCGGCUCCCGCAGCCCCAGCUGCCCCCGCGCCCCGCGAGACCCCGGCCCCCGCCCAGCCGACCGCAGCGCCCGCCGGGGUCCCGGCUGCGCGCCCGUGCCCCGAGCUGCGGGCGGCGAGGCGCGGGGGGCUGCGGCGCUCGCAGUCAGACCUCAGCUCCCGCCACUCCGCGAGCAUGGCCGAGUUUGAAACCUUCUUCCAGUACUGCGGUCUGGACCCCGAGGUGGUGGAGGCUCUUGGGAGGGAGAACUUCUCCGUGGGGUCGGACCACGUGGGCCUCAAGGUGCGCAGCGUGAGCGUCGCCACCUCCGACAGCGGCUUCUCCCGGCACAGCGGCGGCGGCGAGGAGGGGCUGCAGGAAGAGGAGCUGACGGAGCAGGUGCCCAGCACCACCUCGGUCAUCGAGAGGAACGCCCGCAUCAUCAAGUGGCUGUACACCUGUAAGAAGGCCAAGGGGACCCCCAGCCAGGGGCUGCAGGGGCCGGCGUGACCGCCUGCGCCCGAGGACACCAGGACCCAAGAUCACCGGUAGAAGUGAGGAAAGCUGUCCAAGACUAGCCCCAGGGCAGCUGCGUGACACCUGAAGUCUCCCACUGUCCUCGAGAUGAAGUGCAGUAAAAACAGUUUUGGACAUUCAGCACUUUGCGUGUCUCUAAUUGCUUCAUCAGUCUUUUGCUUAAAAAUAUUUUCUUCAUGUUUUGUUAGUAUUAUCGUUGGAAAAUGAGGACAAAGGUAAAAAUGAAAGCACUGUUUGUAACCUUUCUCAUUAGCUCAUUAGGUGAGGCAAACUGCUCUCAUGAGGUUUGUUUUCAGUGUCCCUGGCGUGGCCUGGGCGUGUGCUGCCCGGGUCGUGCGUGAGGCGAGAAGCUGGCUCCGCCCUCGCUGCGCUGACCGGGCCGGGCUGGCUGCGUGUUCAGGCUUGCUGUGUGUGGCUCCCGCCUAAACCUCUGCCAGCACCAACGACAGGCAUUCUGCCGCACCCCUGUGUGUCCGUGAAGCGCACGGACACAUCCCUGGUGCUGCAGAAACUCGCAACUGCUGGGAAACAGCCUAGGUGUUGUGUGCUGUGGCUUCUGUCACACCGACCAGCAGCAGGUGCCGUUUUUCGUCCUCAGGGAAGGGUGGGGGCUUACACAGUGGUUAGGUGUUUCAGCUUUGUUUGCAUGUUCAUUGAUGAAUUCAGUAGAUUUAUAUAAUAUUUAAAUGUUCUGGGUUGGAAAAAUUAAACAAAAAGGAAAUUGAGUGUCUCA
This is a messenger RNA of Lemur catta (Ring-tailed lemur), 1927 nucleotides long. RefSeq names its product family with sequence similarity 110 member C (gene FAM110C). Gene Ontology annotation, cellular component: cell cortex. Lineage: Eukaryota; Metazoa; Chordata; Mammalia; Primates; Lemuridae. Gene Ontology annotation, molecular function: alpha-tubulin binding. Gene Ontology annotation, biological process: positive regulation of cell migration; regulation of cell projection assembly. Bases 190 to 1167 code for a protein of 325 amino acids. The record is from RefSeq and is a predicted model, not a curated record. The transcript is spliced from 2 exons.